AAGCACAAAGCAAGAGAUGUUUCUUCUGCAAUUCCCUGUUCUACAGGCUUCUGAGUGUGAACACGUUAGACUGCCUGGGAAUCAAAUGAAUGGCAGCUACCAGUGUCUCCGUAAAUUCCGCAGAGCAGUUUUGGUCAUCCAGGUCAUUCGCAAUCUCAUUAAAAUGUACAGGGACUAUGCAGAAUCUAGAGCUGAACUGUUAUCCUUCUCUCGGCUACAGUUCACUGGAUCCAGGACAGAGACUGAAAACCUCCUUUUUGACUCUUCUUAUUUUAAAGCUAAAGUAGAGACAACUAUCAGUCAUGAGGCGCAGGCCAUCCUCUCAGGGCCACCAGAAAACCGAACCUCUGAAGGCAUCAAGCUGGCCAUGCUGUCUUUGAAGGCAACAGUCAGCACUUUCUCUGAAUACCCAGUCCACAUCCAGGAAAAACUGGCUCAGAUGGGUUGGUAUGAAUGUUUCGGGCCUGGAAGAGUGGUCAUCAGGCAAGGCCAUAUCCCACAGAAUUUCUAUUUGAUUCUCUCAGGCACAGCUGUGGUCACCAAGGUGGCUGUCAACAGACAGACAGGAGAGCUUUACGCCAAGACGGUUGCCUUUCUGAAGAAAGGGAAAUAUUUUGGGGAUGUUGCCAUCUUGACGGGCGCUAGGAGAAAUGCCACAGUUGUCUGUCAUGAUACUGUUUCCCUGCUGGCUGUUUCUAGACAGGAGUUUUUAAACAUAUUUCUGAACAGGGAAUCUGGUGAGGGACCAGAUUUCAUGAAUUUCCUACACAAAAUUGAACUGCUCUCAGGAUGGCCUGUUGAAAAGCUGCCUUACAAUAACCCCAGAAUUUGUGCUUUCACCUUCUUCAGGCCAGGAACAGUCAUUACAAAGGAUUCAAAGGCAUCAUCCAAAAUUUAUGUGAUCAAAACAGGGAGGCUGCGGGUCCUGAAGGCAAUGACAUCUUCUAAACCUCGGCUAUCAUUAAAGUCUUUUAGAUACUCCCAACUCUACUGUGAGCCCAUUAGUGAUGAAGGGUAUUCGUAUGAGGCCCUGACCAAGGUGCCAGAAUUAGAUUGUAGAGCUGGACUGGAGCAGUGAGCUUUUCAUUAAAGGACAGGAAGGUGAAUAAGUA
This is a messenger RNA of Mauremys mutica (yellowpond turtle), 1112 nucleotides long. Its product is annotated as cGMP-dependent protein kinase-like. The record is from RefSeq and is a predicted model, not a curated record. Lineage: Eukaryota; Metazoa; Chordata; Testudines; Geoemydidae. The transcript is spliced from 12 exons. The coding region runs from base 17 to 1078 and encodes 353 amino acids.